AAGUUAAAAUUGACAAACCUCAGGGACGAAAACAGAAAUUUACUCUAUUGAUAAUUAUUUAAUCUUUGUUAUGUGAGAUAUAAAAACCAACUGAUUUAGUUCAUACAAGAACCAGCCUUCUAUCAUCUACAAUGUCUACCCCUGCUCAGUAUUAUAAUUCCUUACCUCCUGUUGCAAAGACGUAUGCAACCGUCUGUUUAGUGAAGUCUUUGGGUCGUCAUCUUCAGCUUUACAGUCCCACGAUUUUAGCUCUCUCUUAUGAAGACGUGUUUAAGCGCUUUCAGAUUUGGAGGCUUAUUACAAACUUCAUCUUCAUCGGAUCGUUCUCUUUUACUUUCGCAUUUCGGCUGUUCAUUAUAUUAAAAUACGGAGUUCAGUUAGAGAGGGGUCCUUUUGACAAGAGGACUGCAGAUUACGUAUGGAUGUUUUUCUUCGGAGCAUUCUCGCUACUGGCGAUAUCUGCCAUUCCAUUUCUUUGGUCUCCGUUCAUGGGGGCCUCGUUGGUUUUCAUGAUCGUUUACGUCUGGAGUCGUGAGCUCCCUAACACCCGUAUUAACUUUCACGGUCUCGUGGAGUUUAAGGGGGUCUAUUUACCUUGGACCAUGCUUGCUAUUGAGUUGGUGCUCGGAAACCCGUUGAUACCGAGCUUAUUAGGAAUUGGGGUUGGCCAUUUGUAUUACUUCUUAACAGUUCUUUACCCUCUUGCUGGCGGCAACGAUAUCUGCAAGACUCCAUUUUGGGUUCACAAGCUCGUAAAGCGUUGGGGCCGGGGGUACCAAAUAAAUAGUCCGGUUAAGCAGAACGAGUCAACCGGGGGUGCUUUUCAAGGUAGAAGCUACCGCGUUGGUGGAACCUCAACCGCUAGAGACCCAUCAAAUUUAGGAGCUUUUAGUGGCAGGAGCCGUCGUCUAGCUGGACGCUAGCUCGUGAAACUUUAUGUUUUAGUUUGAUAACAAGAAGCCUAUUAAUCACUAUGUACUUCACUCUUGAUGUUCUCAUGUACUUGUUUUAUAAAAUUAUUGUGGUAUAAUUCUUAUAAAUUUCAUAAAAUUUUCAAACUUA
Helianthus annuus (common sunflower) is the source of this 1062-nucleotide messenger RNA. Its product is annotated as derlin-1. Gene Ontology annotation, cellular component: endoplasmic reticulum membrane; Hrd1p ubiquitin ligase ERAD-L complex. Gene Ontology annotation, molecular function: ubiquitin-specific protease binding; misfolded protein binding. The record is from RefSeq and is a predicted model, not a curated record. The transcript has 7 exons. NCBI's taxonomy places the organism in Eukaryota, Viridiplantae, Streptophyta, Magnoliopsida, Asterales, Asteraceae. Bases 132 to 923 code for a protein of 263 amino acids. Gene Ontology annotation, biological process: endoplasmic reticulum unfolded protein response.